Schistosoma turkestanicum is the source of this 2368-nucleotide messenger RNA. Lineage: Eukaryota; Metazoa; Platyhelminthes; Trematoda; Strigeidida; Schistosomatidae. The record is from the annotation of a GenBank genome assembly.
GCAUUUAUUCUGUAAUUCUGUUGUUAACUUAAAACAUUGAGACAUAUCUAUCUCACUGACAUAUAGAACGAAUAUUUAUUGUAUGAAAUGUCUUAAACACUCAUCUCAACAUCCACACUUUUUCAAAUAAUCAUUUGAUUUUCGGGUAAAUUGCACAUAACAAAUGAAUAUUCGUCUGUUUACUAUGAUUUUGAAUGUAUUAUUAUUAUUAACAAUAUUAAUUCCUGUUUUUGCUAAUUCUGCCAACAAUACUAUAGUACAUGAUGAUUCUACAGUGUUCCAUUCCAUUAUACGACCUGAUAUUGAAAUAUCUGUAAUUAUUAUGGCAUGUUUAGUGUGCUGUAUUGUAACAGUCGGUAUCAUCGGUAAUGUAUUAGUUAUCUGUGUGUUAACAUGUAAUCAAACACGUAUGGUAUAUGAAACAUUUUGUGUUGGUUUAGCUGUGACAGAUUUAAUUUAUUUAACCAUGACAAGUCCUAUAACUGUAAUGCAAUACUUUUUAAACAGUUGGAUAUUCGGUAUAUUUUGGUGCAAAGUAUUCAAUUUUAUUGUACAAGUGACGGUGUUUUCAUCAGCUUUCAUGUUACUUGGCCUAACAACAAGUCGAUUUCUAGCUGUAGUAUUACCAUGGCAAAAUUUGAAAAUGACAGAAAUACAAGCUAAAUUGGUGUGUUUUGGAGCUUGGUUAGUUGGAAUUAUAUUCGCCUUACCAAUAAUUAUAUUUCAAGUAUUAAUACCAGUAUCAAGGGACGAUAUAUUACCAGAAAAUAUCACAGCAUUUAGCGCAACUUCUACCGGUAUGCUGAGUACUACUGAUCAUAUAACAGAGAUGCCACAGACAUAUACUCCAACAAGUAAACCAAUUCAUGACUCAGUUAAAACUUAUCCUAGCAUCGACAUUAGUAAUAACAAUCAAGAAGUAUUUUGUCGUGAACAAUUUCCAACUCAGUCGAGUCGUAUGGGUUAUCAACUUUUUGUUCUUCUCUCAACUUAUGUACUUCCGUUUGCAUGCAUUCUCAUUUUAAAUUCUUGUAUCGUGCUGAAAUUGAAACAAAAAAAUGUCGCAGAACGAGAAACCAGUCAAUUUAAACGUUCCUCUAUGCGUGACCAUUCCAUUUAUGCAAGAAACAACAACAACAAUAACAAUGAUGACUCAUAUAAUUCCAGUCGAAAAUCAAUAACUUGGUUAGAAAAGAAACGAAAAAGACUAUUUAGUCUACAACAACAACAACAAUCUGAAUUACACAAAUCUGAUGAAAUUCAUGAGAAUAUGCCACAAAACUAUACUGCUAAUCAACAUUAUCAUCAACAACAACCACCAUACUUGGAACAACAAUUAUCUAAUGAUACAAUGAUAUUAAAUUAUCCUAGUACAAUAAAUAAUAAUAAUAAUGAAAGUGAUCUUCAUUGUCAAACUAAAAAUUCCAUACAAAAAUGUAAUGAUUUCCAUGAGACUACAACAUCCAAUCCAAAUGAAUUAAUACGUGUUACAAGAGAAUUAAAGAAAAAACGUUUACGUUCGAAAGCAACUAAAUUAGUUGUACUAGUCACUACAUUAUGGGGUGUAUGCUGGUUACCGACGCAUAUAAUUAAUUCAUGGUUUUUUUUUGAUGAAGCUAGUUUUCCAUUUGUACCAGCAAUGAAAAUUGCGAAAUUAUUAUCACAAACAUUAUCAUUUGCUGCAUCUUGUGUUAAUCCUGUUGUGUAUAGUAUAUUGACUGGAUCAUUUAAAACAGCUUUAUCAAAUCGUUUGUUACGUUUUAGAAAGCGUACACGACAUGAUCAUAAUAAAAUUGAAACACUUUAUAUUACUGAAUAAACAGAUUAUAAUAUAUUAUUACACAUAAACUAUCAUUGACAUUCUAUUAAUGGUAUUAAGUAUUCUUUCUUUUUUUUUUCUCUGUCUAAUUACAAUCAGUUAUUUAAAAAACAGAGAGGUGCAAUUUUUCUGUUAUCAUUGAAAAUUGAAAAGUACAACUGACUAAACAAACUAGGCCAGAAACAAACAGACCAUACAGCUCUUUAUUCAACAUACAAUAUUUUCAAAUGUUCAUUUAAAAAUUAAACUCAUAUUUACCCCUCUAUUCUAUUAUUUUUAUUUUUCAAGCUUAAAUCAACAACACUUUUGUCCAUUUAUGUAUUACUUAUAAUCUGUUAUGAAAACGAUUCUGUAAAACGAUGGAAAAAAACAAAACAAACCGAGAAUAGUUGUAACACUGGUUACAACUAGAUUUCUUUGCAAACAAAUAUAUAUUCAUACAGACAUACACACACAUACAUACAGACAAAUCAUUAUGACUGGUUGGUUAAAGUUAGGAAAUAAAGAAAGUGAGAAUACCAAUAUGGUUGGUAUAUAAUACAAUAAGAU